Leptosomus discolor (cuckoo roller) is the source of this 1030-nucleotide messenger RNA. Lineage: Eukaryota; Metazoa; Chordata; Aves; Leptosomiformes; Leptosomidae. The record is from RefSeq and is a predicted model, not a curated record.
GUCCUCCUGUCGAGCCCCUGGAGCCAACCAGGCCUUUACCGACUCUUCCUGUUCGCAGAAUUCACUCCACUUCGGAGAGAAAACACGAGAGACAGCCACGACCUCCUAGUCCUCCUCUGGGUGACAGGCCAUCUCCUCCUGGCACAAAACCGAACAUCUGUGAUGGCAACUUUAAUACCGUGGCUCUCUUUAGAGGAGAAAUGUUUGUUUUCAAGGAUCGCUGGUUCUGGCGGCUGCGCAACAACCGAGUGCAGGAGGGAUAUCCCAUGCAAAUCGAGCAGUUCUGGAAAGGCCUCCCUGCAAAGAUUGAUGCAGCCUACGAGCGGUCUGAUGGAAAAUUCGUUUUCUUCAAAGGUGAUAAAUACUGGGUUUUUAAAGAAGUGACAGCAGAACCAGGCUACCCACACAGUCUGGUGGAGCUGGGGAGCUGUCUGCCCCGGGAAGGCAUCGACACGGCUCUGCGCUGGGAGCCAGUAGGCAAAACCUACUUCUUCAAAGGCGACAGGUACUGGAGGUACAACGAGGACAAGAGAGCAACGGACCCAGGAUACCCAAAGCCCAUCACCGUGUGGAGAGGAAUCCCUCAGGCUCCACAGGGAGCUUUUAUCAGCAAGGAAGGCUUCUAUACCUACUUUUACAAAGGGAAGGAGUACUGGAAGUUCGAUAACCAGAGGCUGAGCGUGGAGCCAGGCUACCCCAGGUCAAUCCUCAAAGACUGGAUGGGCUGUAACCAGAAGGAUGUUGAACGAAGCAAAGACAGGCGCCUCCCCCACGAUGAUGUGGAUAUUAUGGUGACAAUAAACGAUGUGCCUAGCACUGUAAAUGCAAUCGCAGUUGUGAUCCCUUGCAUUUUGUCUCUGUGUAUCCUUGUCUUGGUAUACACGAUCUUCCAGUUUAAAAACAAAGAGGUGCAGCAAAAUGUUGUGUAUUACAAAAGACCUGUCCAGGAAUGGGUAUGACACAGCCCGCUGCACAUUGCAACUCAUUGAUCUGAUGAGGACUAUGGACACACAAAAAAAAAAAAAAAAAA